This is a messenger RNA of Belonocnema kinseyi, 3123 nucleotides long. It is a transcript of the gene insc, whose product is annotated as protein inscuteable homolog. The transcript has 7 exons. Lineage: Eukaryota; Metazoa; Arthropoda; Insecta; Hymenoptera; Cynipidae. The record is from RefSeq and is a predicted model, not a curated record. The coding region runs from base 564 to 2795 and encodes 743 amino acids. Gene Ontology annotation, biological process: regulation of asymmetric cell division; establishment of mitotic spindle orientation; apical protein localization. Gene Ontology annotation, cellular component: apical cortex. Gene Ontology annotation, molecular function: cytoskeletal adaptor activity.
UGUUAGGAAGUUCAUCGCAGCAGUCGCUCACAGAGUGUCAAUAGGUACACUGUCACCUCGAAUUCGAAUCCGCAUCAUACUUGAGAGUAAUAAAACCGGAAACAUUGAGGAUAUAAGUGUUAUGGAUCCUUCCGGUUCGUGUGGGCCUUACCUGGGGGUUAGGAAGAGCGCCAUAAGGUGUGUAGGGCACGCGACUGGUGGGAGGGUCUCCAUGCUCUGGUGAUUUCUGAACCACCCUGGUAUUACAGACCAUCGUUGUUGGUGUUCCGCAGCGAUACGGUCAAGAGCCCUCAAAAACUUCUACAUCCUUUUGUAAAGGAAACUUCAAAAUCGAGUGCGGAUGUAUGGAUAUUACAAAUUGUUGUUCCUAACUUUAUUAGUUCUGAAAAGUGAUUUAGUGACGUGUUAAUUAACUCUGUGACAAGGUGUGGAAGAAAUUGAUGAACCUGUGAGAGCAAAAGGGAUGAUAAGGAAAUCAUCAAGAAGGUUCAAAACUGCGUAUCUGGAGACGAAUUUUGGACUGAGGGCAAUUUUUCAAGGAAAGAUUAAUCAAGAAUACAAAAAUGAGUGGGUUUAAAAGAGGCCAGAGCAGGGUUUUCUGGAAUCAGAUGGCAACUCAGGAUUCAGGCAAUUCAAAUUUUGCUUAUCCCGAAAGUCCGCUAAGGAGUCCAAGACCUUCAAAUCUUCCGAAAACUCCCAGUACUCCAAAGACUCCAAACACUCCUUGGACUCAAAAUUUUCGUUUAGAAUCACCCUGUGCUGAAAAUUCGGGGAGUUUUAAUGAAGAAGACACGACAGAUGCUAGUAAUGUAACCGUCAUCAAAGUGGAACAUUGCAUUUUUAAUAGAAGUCAAGCUAACGGAAAAUUCGAAGGAGUGGGAAAUUCAUUUGAGGCAGAAAAAUCGGUAGAAAAUGCUGGGCAUGAGGAUAGAUCCUACAGUCCUGCAAGUCAAGGUCAUAGGAGUCAAGAUUCGGGGUUUUCCGACUCUGACAGUUCAGUCGAAGAGGGAACUCCCACCGGAAGGAGAAACAGGAUUAGAAACAGAGAGCGUUGUCACAGACGCCCCGGGAACCACAGACUCAGUUCUCUUUGGAGGGAGAACGAAGUCCCACCAAUUCCGGCACAUCAUUCCACCCCUAAGCGAUUGGUGCUCAGGUUCAAUGACCAAGCGUCGAGAUCCAGCAUAGAUUCCUCCUGGGAGUUACAAAAACUUGAAAGAGAGGAUGAUGCAGAUAUAUCGAAGUAUCCAUCAAUGGAUUCAUUGUCUCUUGGUGAUUUUCUCUAUGCUGCAGAACCACCAGAAGAUUCAGUACCUCCGACGUCGAGUUUCUGCUCCAGGUUAUUAUACGAAGCCAGUAAAUUGAAAUCAACUGAGGCUUCGAAUUUUAAUCAGUUUGCGCCCGUGAGAGCCUGGUUGGAUAAUUUGUCUGUGGAGACGGACACAGAAUGUGGAGUGACACUUCAGAGCAAAGUUCUGCCGAAGAGAAAACUUCAAGAUUCCAAAAAUGAGGAUUUGCAAACGAGGGAUUUGAAAAUAAUGACUGCUUCUGCAACCACUGCUGCGACGAAAUUAUUGAUGAGAGCUGAGCGAUUCGAUCAACACUAUCAAAAUGUCUUUGAGAAAAUAGCGCAUUUGGCGAGUGGCAGGUCAGAAAUGGAACUUUUGCAAUCGAUAGAAGAAGAUGCAUUUUCUAUACUUUCUGAUUUUGGAGCCCCACCACCUCGUAGAAUUCAUCAAGGAAGCCUUAGAAGUAUCAUUGCUCAAUUGGAGAAUUUGAAAAGUGUAGUCGAUGGCGCUUUGAAUACGAGAUUGGACUUUUAUGUUGAAAAAGUAGUCCGAGGUCUCGAAGAAGCUCCGACAGAAGGUGGAAGUGUAGCCCGAGGAGCUUUAGCAGCUUUAACAGCUCUGGGAAUGUCCGGACCUAGAGCUGGAAGCAGCAUAGCUCGUUCUUAUGGAGUCAGAUCUCUUCUAACUUCCCUAAUUUCUGCGGGUCGUCUCUCUAGCGAUCUGAGAUCAGCUACUCUGCGAGCCUUAGCCAGCGUCUGUUGCUGUUCUGAAGCCAUAGAAAAAUUCGCACUUGACGAUGGUCCCGAAAUUUUAUUAGAUCUUCUCGCAACAGAAUCACGUCCGGAGACUGAAAAAAUGGAAGCUGCUGCUUUGGUUGUCCAAAUUACUGCGCCAUGGACGAAUACCUUGGGGCUUCCACAUCUUGAACGUUUUGCUGAUACUCUCGUGGAAGCUUUGACAAAACUGGCCGAAGAAACUACCUGUGGACAAACUCUUUUAUUAGCAGCUGCAGCUCUUAACCAUCUUUCGAAAUCUAGGAAAUGUGUGAGAGCGAUUUUGAGGAAGGAUUCCAUUAGGAAACUUCUAGAGUGCGUUAAAAAGGCUCCAGGAGGAAAUGUCUGGCUUAUGGAACAGGUGGCGUCUCUGAUCGGAGAGGUCGCUCGUGUUCCAGAGGCUCGUUCCUACCUAGCGGAUGCUCGAGCAUCCGUCGCGCUGGUCUGUUUUCUCAGGAUGAGACCCCCAGGUCUCGAGGAUGCUUACCAAAGAUUGGAAGCAACUGCGGCAGCUGCUCUAACGAGGCUCUGUGUCGAUCCUGAAAUCGCCAGACAGGUGGUCGCAGUCGGUGGAACAGAUUGCCUUCCUUCUUAUAAAAUCGAUGAACUUCCUUAUGAAGAUGAAGAUCAGGAGGCUUGUCUUCUUAAAUAUACAAGAUCACUCCGAUUGGCUUGUCGCAAAGCUGCGCAGCAGAUCGACGUCGCCAAAUCUUGCGAUUACACCCUGGGAUAAAAACGCUCAAAACUGACUUCCUUUUAUUACAAAAAAUAUAAUUUUGUUGCAAAUACUUCAUUAAUUAAGGAAUAAUUAAAAUUAUUUGCCUUUAUUAACUUUAUUUAAUUAGAAUUAAAGCGUUUAAUUAAAUCUCUAUUAACUUAACGAAUAUUAUCUGAAGACUGGAUUCUUUGAUAUUUUAUGAAAAAUUGUAGACUUUAUUCGUACUUGUAUGUAGAUUGUACAAAUUGUAUAUGAGGUGGAGUUAUUCCAUGGCAUAGUGAGAUUAAAAAACUGUACUUAAUGCUUUAUACAUAAUAAGUAUAUAAAUAUUAUAUUCUAACAA